AUGGCCUCUCAAACCGUAGCAGCUGGUAAUUCUGAUUUGCAUAACUUUCGGGUUCCAACCAUCGUCCGGCCACUUCACAAUAGCAUCCCCUCGGAGCUGCUCCCUCGGUAUGACCCAAUCUACGUCGCAUACUACAAUGCAUUUAAUGCCGGGCGACUGCAUACACACGAGAUCCCGAUCGAAGAGUUCCGCAAGAACCCUGCCCGUUAUACCAUUUCCUAUGGCCGAGCUCCCGGCCCUGAUAUUUUCCGCAUCACAGAACAGAAAUGUCCUGUGGAUGGCGGUGAAAUCACUAUACGAAUAUUCGAGCCAGUACCCCGGCUUGACGACCAGGGUCAGCCGAAGAAGAGAGCAGCCUAUGUCAACUUCCAUGGUGGUGGGUGGGUGUUUGGUGGACUAGCCUACGAUCACGAUUUCUGCAAGCGAGUUGUCCAUGGUCUUGACGGGGACCUUGUCGCAUUUGACGUGGAUUACCGACUGGCCCCCGAGCACAAGUAUCCUAUUCCCGUGAACGAUUGUUGGACUGCUUUCAAUUGGAUUCGCUCCCACAAAGCGACUGAGUUCAAUCUAGACCCGGAUAGGUUCGCAGUGGGAGGUGCGUCAGCUGGAGGCCAGCUUUCGGCCGUCAUCAGCCAUCUCUGCCGCGAUGCAAACAUUCCUCUGCGCUUGCAAGUCUUAACCGUGCCGGUGACAGACUUGCACCGUGUCUUCACUCCUGAGGGCGAGUUUGACCGCGAAGGUUGUCCCUACGAAUCAUACCGGGAGAUGGAGUUUGCGCCAGCGCUACCAGCAGCGCGCAUGGCAUAUUUCCACCGACAAUUUCUAGGAGUUCCUCGACCGGCGGAGUGUGACGAGGAUUGGAAGAUAUCGCCCAUUCUCGCACCAAACUUCCAGAACUUGGCCCCUGCGUUGGUGUCUACGGCGGAAUUGGAUCCGCUGCGCGAUGAAGGAGAGGCGUAUGCAGCUAAGCUUCAAGCUGCUGGGGUAUCUGUAGAGGUAGAUCGAAUUGCAGGAGCUCCGCAUUUGGUCGCUGGACUCGAUGGAAUUCUGGAGGGAGGUCAGCGAUAUAACGAGAAGGUGAUUGCGACAAUGAAGCGGCAGCUUCAAGGGCUUCAAGGGAUGAGAGUUCAACCCGUAAACAAAUAA
Penicillium samsonianum is the source of this 1146-nucleotide messenger RNA. Its product is annotated as alpha/beta hydrolase. Lineage: Eukaryota; Fungi; Ascomycota; Eurotiomycetes; Eurotiales; Aspergillaceae. The transcript is spliced from 3 exons. Bases 1 to 1146 code for a protein of 381 amino acids. Gene Ontology annotation, molecular function: hydrolase activity. The record is from RefSeq and is a predicted model, not a curated record.